Molecule: messenger RNA, 129 nt
Organism: Urocitellus parryii (Arctic ground squirrel)
Lineage: Eukaryota; Metazoa; Chordata; Mammalia; Rodentia; Sciuridae
Product: short transmembrane mitochondrial protein 1-like
Cellular component (GO): respiratory chain complex
Source: RefSeq, a predicted model, not a curated record
AUGUUCCAGUUCCUGCUUGGAUUUACUUUUGGCAACGUCCUUGGGAUGUAUCUGGCUCAGAAUUAUCAGAUGCCAGAUGUGGCUAAAAAACUUGAAGACAUUAAAAAAGGCUGGGAAAUCAAGAAGUAA